GCCCGAUCUCGAGCGAGAGAUGCAUCCAUCCAUCCACGCGGAACGCGGCAUCGGGCGUGUGUGUUGCUUGAGGGAGCGAGCGAGCGAUCGAGCGAGCAAGCAACGAAUAAGCAAUUAAGCGCGGCAGGCGUGGGUGCUGCUGGCUGGGCGCACAUCAGCGCUUCCCCCUCGGAUGGAUGGCGAGGAGAGAGACCAGCCACCUUGAAUCACGCACACACCAUCCGUCAAGCCGUCGUCGUCGUCGUCGACGACGACGGCGAGCAGUCGCGAAAAGUCGCGCGAGGUACCCCGUGAGUCGCGAUCAACUGCGACUCUUCCAAAAAGCAGAUCUCGACUUGCUGGCCACGAUGCUGAUCCAGGCCUCAGCAUGGCACGAGUUGGCCAGAGCCCGAGUCUACGACUCGCUCGCUCGUUCGCUCGCCGGCACGAUCGGACAAUGCCAAGAGAGUGCAUAUCAGCUUAGUCCAGCAGGAGUGGUGGGCGUCUGCACCAUCCCGCCCCAUCGCUUCUCUUCACACACAUUCUCUCGACACAAGAGCGCAUCGGCCCAUGCAUGUCACGCACGUCCCCGUCCACGUCCCCGUCUCGCAAGCACCCUGUCAACGUCUCUCUCAAAAAAGAAUCCUCACACUGAGUGGUAUACAUAACUUUCGAGUGUCUUUGGCGCGUAGCUAGCGAG
This is a messenger RNA of Ceraceosorus guamensis, 679 nucleotides long. RefSeq lists its product as hypothetical. The record is from RefSeq and is a predicted model, not a curated record. The transcript has a single exon. Lineage: Eukaryota; Fungi; Basidiomycota; Exobasidiomycetes; Ceraceosorales; Ceraceosoraceae. Bases 177 to 647 code for a protein of 156 amino acids.